CUGCAGAGGAUUUGCGCCCUUGGAAUUAAUAGCUUUCCCAAAUGGGAUUCGGACUUGCGCAAUUGUGAGUGUUAUAUUUUCCAAAUCUUACUCUUAUUUUAUCAAACUCGAAUUUCCAGAUUGCUUCAGAGAAUCAUUCACACACCAGUUUUCACACGCAAUGACACACAUACACAGAGAGGUGAAAGGUGCGAACAAUGGGACAUAUAGGAAUCCGUGCAUUACCAUGCACCAACCAUGGGCUUCUCUGCUCGUUUAUGGCAUUAAGCGCAUCGAAGGCAGGUCUUGGAUGGCUCCUAUCAGAGGCCGGCUUUGGAUUCAUGCUGCUGGUAAGGUUCCAGAGAAUUCUACCAUUAAAGCAAUGGAGGAUUUCUACAGGGAAAUCUAUGCAGUCGAUGGAAUUACUGAUCUCAAGUUUCCAGAGCAUUAUCCAGUUUCAAGACUAUUAGGUUGCAUUGAAGUGGUUGGCUGUGUUAGAAGUGAGGAACUAGAGUGCUGGAAGGAGGUUCCUGAAGGGGUGAGGCUAGAAGGACUAACAAAAUUUUGCUGGUUAUGUGAACAGCCACAAAGAUUAUCAGAUCCACUUGAGAUGCGAGGAUAUCAAGGCGUUUAUGACAUGGAAAGGAAGAUAUAUGAGGCUGCAGUGAGAGCUCUUGUUCCAGUUGAAAGUCCACUACCAGUAAAGUUUCCACUUCCAAAUCCACGAGAUCCUUUUUCCUUGAAGCCAGGAUCGAUUUCUGCUCACUUCCUUGACUCUAAAUCAUCUGAAGUGGAGAAAUCAUCAAGUCUCAGCGCGGCCAUAGCUGGUGCACGUGCAGCAGCGACACAGUUCUCAAAGAAAGACCAGAAAUUUCAAACUAACGUUAUUGCGAAUAGAAAUAACAAUGAUUUUAGAAGAAUGGAUCAGAGAAAAAGCAAAUCUUUGGCUGAAGAUAAUGCGGCAGCAGAUAAAGUGGGCACUAAGGUUUGGCGUGAAAAAGAGCAAAGUGGUUGCUCCGAGUAUGAAGGAAAUAGAAGUAACCACAAAGGAUAUCCUCACGCAGAACUAGGCCGGCAUCCUGGGGCUUCUUCUAAGAUUUUUGUUGCGGCAUUGAGAGCGCUUGGUCCAUCAUAAAUUCCAUGCAUUCUCAGGGAGAAGAAAAUUUCUCUGUCCAAGAGCCAAACUUGAGCUCAAAUAGCCUUCGCAUCAUCCAGAGACGAGUAAAAGCAAGAAUUAGUAACAGUCCCGCAGAAAAUCCAAAAGGAAGAAUUUAUUAGAGAUGCACCGAUAUGAUUUUGCACAGGUAUAGUGCAGCUGCUGCUCUUAAAAGGAGCUAGAGACGUAGUUAUGCAUCGUCUUCCUUCCUUAUCUUGUAUAUGCAACCGUAUAUAGUUCCUUCUAGGGUCUCCGUGAUUUGAAGUUAGUUAUAAGGUUCCAUGUGAAUUGGAGGAUUUUAAAUAAAUUUAGGUUCAAUUGUGUGAGAAAUAUAAUUUGAUGGAUUUGUGAGAAUUAUGUGUGUGAAUUUCAGAUAACUAUAUGUAAGAGCUAUUUGAAAUCCAUGCCUUCAAGGAUUCAAGUUGCACAAUAAUUGUAAUCAAAUGUUUCUCCUA
Cornus florida is the source of this 1590-nucleotide messenger RNA. RefSeq lists its product as uncharacterized. Lineage: Eukaryota; Viridiplantae; Streptophyta; Magnoliopsida; Cornales; Cornaceae. The coding region runs from base 161 to 1114 and encodes 317 amino acids. Gene Ontology annotation, cellular component: nucleus. Gene Ontology annotation, molecular function: transcription coactivator activity. The transcript is spliced from 7 exons. Gene Ontology annotation, biological process: positive regulation of DNA-templated transcription. The record is from RefSeq and is a predicted model, not a curated record.